Molecule: messenger RNA, 381 nt
Organism: Arachis duranensis
Lineage: Eukaryota; Viridiplantae; Streptophyta; Magnoliopsida; Fabales; Fabaceae
Exons: 1
Coding region: 1-381 (126 amino acids)
Molecular function (GO): protein binding
Source: RefSeq, a predicted model, not a curated record
AUGGCUGGAUCUUCCAAGACAAACAGAAAGGAAGGGAACGUGCCCGUCGAGCAUGAAUGUCCGCUGAAUCUUCUUCCUCGCGAUAUAUGGGUGAGGAUUGCCACUAAGGUUGCAUCGAAUUCGAUUCAUGAUCUGUUCAACAUGCAGGCGAGUUGCAAAGUCUUUCUGGAUGCAGCGAGUUCCGAAGUUGUGUACCAACAUGUGACGAUGCGUGUUAUACCGUUAAUGUCCUUUUUAUUUUACCUUGACCGGCCGGAGAGGAGGUUCAUCGAUCGCUGCGUUGAGGCAGGAAAUGUGGACGCUAUACUCCGACAGGGGCUGACGGAGUAUUUCUGGAUUGCCCGUCGUGGCAUUGGGAUGGAACUGCUUUCUAGGGCCUAG